AUGUUUCUUUCUUUCCGGCCUAGAGCCGGUUGCUUGUUUUGUAAAUGGAACCGCGCCACUCCGAGCCAGUCCAAUCGAGGCCUAGCACAAUUUCAUAAUGGUGACAGGAGAAGAUUAUCAGCUUUUUGGGUCCCGACUGGUGGCAUUGCUCAAAAGGGAGAGGAUGAAGAUGGGAAUGAGCUCUUGUUGAGGGCCGGCUUUCUUCGACAGGCCUACUCGGGAAUAUUUCAUCUACUGCCUCUUGGCCUUCGUGUUCAACAAAAGCUAGAGCUUCUCAUAGAUAAACACAUGCAAUCAUUAGGUGCUUCUAAACUGUCAUUAUCUUCUGUCUCUUCACAGGCACUAUGGGUGAAAUCAGGAAGGCUGAAUGCUGAUUCCGAGGUAUUCCGGUUUGAAGACCGCAAGGGAACUCCUCUUCUCCUUGCUCCUACGCAUGAAGAAGAGAUGACUAUACUCGUGGGUACCUUGGUCAAAUCUUACAAAGAUCUACCCUUGCGAGUGUAUCAAAUCUCAAGAAAAUAUAGAGACGAACCUAGGCCUCGCCAGGGAUUGCUCCGUGGAAGAGAAUUUUUAAUGAAGGAUCUUUAUACAUUUGAUUGUAGUGUGGUAGACGCCAUGAGGACUUACCAUUUAGUUAAAGAAGCUUACAUGCAGUUUUUUGCGGAACUGAAACUUCCCUACAUGGUUGCUGCUGCUGACUCUGGCAAUAUGGGGGGGGGUGUUAGCCAUGAAUUCCAUUUUCCAAGCUUGCAUGGUGAAGAUACAUUGAUCAGCUGCACAAACUGCAACCAUGUUUUCAAUGAAGAGCUGGCUGAUGGUCGCUUCGCUGAACACCUGACUGAACAAAGGACAGGCUGUUUUGGUUUACAAGAGCCCGAUUAUAUCCCUGGUGCAUUUGGCCCGCAGGAAGCCUUCGCAAUAUCUACUGGGGUAUGGAAUUGCAUUUCAAAGGACGAAAACACAUUGAUCCGAGCCUACUAUCCAAAGUUUCUGACAGACGCCAAUGCUGUAGACGCCAGUGAAAGAGUGGUCAAUCCUCACGCCAUUCGGUCAAUUGCAAUGCGUGUCGGAAUUGAUAUUGACCUAAGUGUGAAGAAUCCAUUUCAAGUGUGGAAAUGCCUUGUGGAGCAGGCCAAAACUAAGCAACCAAAUGUUUUAGAUGUCUAUGAUUACCGCGUGCAACCAUUCAACAGUCCACCACCUUUAGAUGAGCGAUUUGACAGCAAAUCGCCCACGGAACUCCAGGUGACCUUCUCUUGCUUAAGUAAGGACCAAGGUACUGAAAGCUGCCUUGACUUGAUAAGCAUUCAGCCUGGCGAUAGAUGUCAUAAGUGCGAACAACAUACACUUCAAACUCAUGCUGCUGUUGAAUUAGGGCAUACCUUUUAUCUGGGAACAAGAUACAGUGUUCCUCUGAACGCAACUAUUGCUACACGCCCUUCAAAUUCCAAUGCUACGAUGAAGACAGUCGUUCCUCUUGAGAUGGGCUGUUAUGGAAUUGGGAUAUCGCGUAUGAUUUCUGCAGUUGCUUUUGCACUUGCGGACUCCAAAGGCCUCAACUGGCCCCAAGUUAUUGCUCCUUUUUCUGUUUGCAUCAUUUUUGCCAUCGGCCUACAAAAUGAUGCCGAGUUGGUGUACGACACUAUUAUUUCGACCCAUUCGGAGUCAAUUGACCCUAUUAUAGAUGACCGACAGAAGGAUUUUGCUUGGAAAAUGAGGGAUGCAGAUCUCAUUGGCUUUCCAGUGAUUUUGAUAUUGGGGAGGGCAUGGGUAUUGGAAAGAAAAGUUGAAGUACAAUGCCGAAGGCUAAACAAUCUUUGCAUGAAUAUUUGUUUAAAAGAUCUUUCCUCCUUUGUUUCCAUGCUUCUUAAAAAGCUUUGA
Messenger RNA from Ophidiomyces ophidiicola, 1881 nucleotides. RefSeq lists its product as uncharacterized. Gene Ontology annotation, molecular function: ATP binding; proline-tRNA ligase activity. Gene Ontology annotation, biological process: prolyl-tRNA aminoacylation. The transcript has 7 exons. Bases 1 to 1881 code for a protein of 626 amino acids. Gene Ontology annotation, cellular component: mitochondrion; cytoplasm. The record is from RefSeq and is a predicted model, not a curated record. Lineage: Eukaryota; Fungi; Ascomycota; Eurotiomycetes; Onygenales; Onygenaceae.